AUUCAAAUUGCGCUCGAGCUGCUCGCGCGCACGCUUCCGUUUUGUAAUAAGUUAUUUUCAGAAGUUGCUGAAUGAUUCUCUAAGUUCCACCUGGUUUUGAUGUCUAAAAUUCCUGAAAAUAAUUCCGUAAAGUCUGAACAACCAAUCUCGCAAACGUGUUGUCCAGGUUGUCUUUGCAAUUCUGAGGUAAAAUAUGAGGUGUGCCAAACAACUAAACCCCAUUCGAUUAAAUCGGCAAGAAAUUUGUCCACCGGAGAAGUAAUUUUUAGGGAGUUACCGCUCAUUUCUGGACCUCGACUUGACCACAAAAAUGACGAAAAGCUCUGCAUUGGCUGUUGCAAGUUACUUCUCUCUAAUGAAAAUAAAAUUGUUUGCCCUAAUUGUUCCUUGCCUUUGUGUAGUCUUGACUGUGAUGGUUUUAGCCCAAGACACGAUUUUGAAUGUAGCGUUUUCAAGUUAGGACAGUUUGAUCAAAACUUUAAGUAUGGUGCUUUAUUACCCUUAAGAACCCUUUUUUUGCAAAAAACUAACACAGUUCAGUGGCAAAAAAUAUUUGAGCAGUGUGACGUAGAUUUUGUUUUAAACAGGAAUGAUGAAAUCGAGUACUUGGUACAAAAAUUCUUGACCCCACUCAAGAAACUAGAAGAAGAAACGCACCAGAUAAUUCUUGAAGACAAGUCGGAGGAAACCCUUGGCAAAAUCUUCAAUUUCUUACAAUCGAACACUCACCACAAUAAACAACUGAUAUCGUUUUACCCAAAUGCAAGUCUUCUAAAGCACAGUUGUACCCCUAACACUAUUUUCACUACUGAAAAUUUUGAAAUAACAUUAAGGGCAAUUAGUGGCGUUUCGGAAGGUACUCCACUGACUUGCUCUUACACCGAUCUUUUUAGUGGUACUCAUGUUCGUCUAAAGAACCUCAAAAAACUCAACAAGACUUGUUUUUGUGCCAGAUGUACCGACCCAACCGAAUUUGGUACUUUUUUCAGCGCCUUGAAAUGCAUGGGUACCAAGCAAGACCCUUGUGGUGGUAACCAACUUCCGGUGAAUCCCACAAACGAGGAGACUCUAUGGGUCUGUGACAAGUGCAAAAUUGAGCUACCCCACAAACAGAUCGUCAAAUUCGUAAAACAUCUCGGAGGGCAAGUUGGGAAAACUCUCGCGAGGAAAGUUUCAAUUGAAGAAUUAGAGGAGUUUUUAGGCAAAUUGUUAAUGUUUUUGCACCCCAACCACUUUUACAUUUUCGCGGUGAAAAACGCUUUGGUUGAGCUAUAUGGUGAGGAGUCCCUAGCUACGAAAAUCCAGAUUUGCGAAGAACUGAUCGACAUUGCUGGGAAAUUUGAAGACUGGGGGUUACGUCUUGGCCGACUGUUGCACGAAUUGUUUGCGUCCAAAACCUCCAAUUUGGUUGAAAACAAAAAUGUUGAAGAAUUGGCGACAACAAUUGCGAAAAUGCGAAAAAUCGCACAAGUGCACCAAGACCCGGAUUUUCUCCAAAUUUUUCUAGAAGACGAGUCAAAACUCGCGUCUUUGUAACCACACACUAAUAAACUCUGCAACAUUU
Molecule: messenger RNA, 1564 nt
Organism: Tribolium castaneum (red flour beetle)
Lineage: Eukaryota; Metazoa; Arthropoda; Insecta; Coleoptera; Tenebrionidae
Product: SET domain-containing protein SmydA-8
Exons: 6
Coding region: 100-1536 (478 amino acids)
Molecular function (GO): protein binding
Source: RefSeq, a predicted model, not a curated record